Pocillopora meandrina is the source of this 357-nucleotide messenger RNA. The record is from the annotation of a GenBank genome assembly. NCBI's taxonomy places the organism in Eukaryota, Metazoa, Cnidaria, Anthozoa, Scleractinia, Pocilloporidae.
AUGACUCUGGUACUAAAUAAUAAUAUCGCCAUUACAACCACGACGCCGUCUUUAACGAGACCUAUUCCAAGUCCUGGGCCCUUCUCAUCAAUGAGUGGAAAUCAACCUCGCAGGUGCUCAGAAGACCGAAGCAUUUUUACUUAUUCCAACGCGUAUCCUAUCCCACACUGUGUUCACAAUAGUGGAAAAUUUGGGGUACAAGACAAAGACUUUAAUUCAUCAGAAUGCGACGUAGCUAUUCUCGACGACGAUGCGCUAACGUCUUUAAUUCUCGAGAUGGAAUUAGAGCAACUUAACGCUUUACCCGAACUUCAAGUAGUUAAUGCAGAUUUGACAGACUGUACUAUCAGGAGAUGA